AUGGACGCAGAUACGCCGCCGCCGGUCCCGGCGGCCGCCGUGCCAGACCUUGCCAGUGGCAAGCAUGGCGCGUCGCCACUGCCUGCGACGGAAAUCCUGCCGUCGACGGGUCUGGCGCCGGUGCCGGUGCCUGCGCCUGAAUCGAUCGAGGCGGCCGAGGCGGCUCCCCCGGCGCGCAAGCGCGCGCGAGGAUCGACGCGGCGUGUGCCGUCGCGCACACUAGCGCCGCGGGUGCCGGCGGCGCCGGCGGCGCCGGGCGCAGCGGCCGCCACGGACCUCCAAGCGAUGGGCGUCCCGGCGCUGCUGGACGACGAGGACCUCGACGCGCUGAACAACGACUUCUGUGAUGCGUGCAGUGGCCGCGGCCGCUUCCUGUGCUGUGACGGGUGUCCCCGCAGCUUUCACUUUGCGUGUGUGUGUCCCCCGCUGGACGUCAACGAGAUGCCGUUCCCGAACGGGACCCUUCUUCCCAGGCAGGAGGCGCCGCCGAAAGACGCGCGCGCGGCGCGGGCCCUUGCGGACGAUAGCUGGUUCUGCCAAGUCUGCUUUGCCGAGCGCCAGCCGCCGGCGAUGCCGCGCGGAUGCGGUCCCUUUGGCAUGCUGCUGCGCCAGCUCGCUACGGAGAACCCGCGGAUGUUUGCGCUGCCUGCCGACCUGCGGAACUACUUCAAGGGCGUCGGCACGGCUCCCGAUGGCGCCUACCUUGAUACCACGGUCCAGCGACCGCUCAAGCUCAAUCGGCAAGGAUUCAUGGAGGACCGCGAUCCGUUCCUGCUGCGCGACAAGCAGGGCGAGCCGAUCCUGUGUUUCUGCUGCGGGCAGAGUGCCUUGCCGCGCGAAGCCGUCACGGUGCGCGUCGGCGAGUCGAUCGAGAUGGCCGAGCGCCGCGCGAUCGCUGCGGCGCAUGCGGCAGGCAAGACACGCGCUUCCUGGGCUGACGCGCCCGGACGGCCCAUGCUCAGCUGCGACUUUUGCACGCUGCACUGGCACCUCGACUGUGUGCAGCCGGCGCUCUCGUCGAUGCCGCCAGCCACACGCCGGUGGCGCUGUCCCGCGCACAGCAGCCAGGGCCAACCUCGCAUGCGCAUUCCCCGUGCGCCGCAGGCUGUGCAGAGCGUGACGGUGCCGCCAGGCGCUCCGCUACCGCGCACCAAGGACGCACUCGUGGACGUCGUGCUGGACGCCCACGACCGCACCUUUGAUGCCGAGACGGGCGCCGGGCACAGUCGUGCGCAGCCCUGGGAGGACGUCACGGUAGACACGGGCACGAAGCGCUUGCGGUUCCGGAUCCCCGAGAAGACGAUCCGCCUCGCGUUCUGGGCAGCGGCGCGGGACCGACGGCGCACGGCGCCUCGUGCGCUGCCGCGUGCGCCCCGCACACCGCCACUGGAUAUCCUCGCACAAGUCGCGCUGGGAGCGAUACCGCCGCCGCCGGCCCCAGCACCGCUGCAGCCGGUGCCGACGCCGACGGGCGCCGCCCUUGCGGAGCAUGCUGCGGCCCUCGACGCGUCGUGGGCGCCUAAUGGCCAGCCAUUUGCGCCGGCGGAGCGCACGUCCUACGCACGCAGCGAGGCGGAGCCACUCGUUCCAACACCGACCGAUACGCUCGCUGCGCCGCGGCCGCCCGCCGAGGUCGAGAAUCUGUACGUGUAUCCCGCCGAGAUUGCCGAGCUACGCGCGCUCAAACGGUGGGUGCAGCAGCACGGUGGCUGGGAACGCAUGCGUGACUUGUAUCAGACUAGCUAG
Malassezia sympodialis ATCC 42132 is the source of this 1746-nucleotide messenger RNA. RefSeq names its product Rco1p (gene RCO1). Gene Ontology annotation, biological process: regulation of transcription by RNA polymerase II. Lineage: Eukaryota; Fungi; Basidiomycota; Malasseziomycetes; Malasseziales; Malasseziaceae. Gene Ontology annotation, cellular component: Rpd3S complex. The record is from RefSeq and is a predicted model, not a curated record.